Messenger RNA from Prinia subflava (tawny-flanked prinia), 3316 nucleotides. RefSeq names its product kelch like family member 1 (gene KLHL1). Gene Ontology annotation, molecular function: protein binding. The record is from RefSeq and is a predicted model, not a curated record. Bases 852 to 3104 code for a protein of 750 amino acids. NCBI's taxonomy places the organism in Eukaryota, Metazoa, Chordata, Aves, Passeriformes, Cisticolidae. The transcript is spliced from 11 exons.
CUGAAGCAUCUCGUUCUCACCCUAUCUCUUCCCACUGACGGCCCCAGAGCACAUCUGCGUCACAUGCAAGGGGAGGGGGCGGCUUGGUGAGAGGUGCCGAGAUAGACAGAAAAUUGUAUACUGAGGACCUUGACAGCCUCACGGGCGGGAUUUUUUUUUUCCCUCCUACGUACAGUGCAUAUAAAGGAGCCCAGAUUUCCUUCUGUGCCAGCUCUCAGGCUUUGCCAUCCCAGAUAACGGCAGGCACGGGACUCCCCAGAGAAAGGGGAUGGGAAGGCGGGAGGUGGAGAGAGGCUUCCAGGUGACUUUUUCCUCUCUGUCUGCACUCGGUCACGGAGCUCUGAGAGACUGAGGAGGUGCCGCUCGCCUCCCGCUGUGGCUGCUGCUGCCGCCGCCGCCGCUGCUCUCAGGGCUGCACCUCGCUCCCCCGUUGAUCAGAUUAGCGCGUCGUCGCAGCCUCCCUCACCCGCUCUUCCCUCGCAAGUGUCCGUCUCCCCUGAGAGAUGGCUCUCAUUUCUGCCUCUCUCUCCUCCCCUUUCCACUGAUCACCGUACAGUUCUCGUCAGCUCUGGGCAUCUCUCCCUCUUUCUCUCUUUCCUGCUGGGUGUCUCUACCUCCUCUCGGCUCUGUGCAUCGCUCCAUCCCUGCUCUCUCCAUCUCUCCGCACUGGUGUGUGCGCGCAUCUCUCUCCGCCCGGCGGCUGCCACUCCUCGCCCUACCAGCCCAGCGCUGCCCGGAGGAGCCGCCGCUGCCGGAGCGGGGCCGCCCCGCGCUGCCGCCGCCGCCCGGCCCUGCCUGGCCGCCGUGAGUCCCGCCUCAGCCCGCGCCCGUCCCCCGCCCGCCGCGGCACCAUGUCCGGCUCCGGCAGGAAAGACUUCGACGUGAAGCACAUCCUGCGCCUCCGCUGGAAACUGUUCAGCCACCCCUCGCCGGCGGGCGGCCCGGCGGGGGGAGGCUGCCUGCCGCCCGACAGCAGCUUCGAGCACUGGGGCCCGAGCCAGAGCCGCCUGCUGAAGAGCCAGGAGAGAGGCAACGGCGUCUUCUGGAAGAAAUCCGCCUCCUCCGCCUCCUCCUCGGCGGCCACCACGGCCGGUCCGCCCAACGGGACGCUGCUGCCCGCCGGCGGCCGGCCGGCCGCGGGGCACGGCCCGGGACCGCCGCCGCCCCGCACCGUGUUCUACGUGGAGUCCCUGGAGGAGGAGGAGGAGGAGGCGGUGCCCGGCGGGAUGGAGGUGGCCCGGGAGCCCGAGAAGCCCCUGGCGCCGCCGGAGCGGGAGGAGGCGCCGGGGGGCUGCGCCGAUGGAGGCAGCCGGGCAACAGGUGACGGAGGCGGGCACAGACUGUCAGGAGCCAGCCACUCCUUGCCACCCCACUGUGACAUGGAUUCAUGUAGCUCCGAGGAAUUCUACCAGGCUGUUCACCACGCAGAGCAAACCUUCAGGAAGAUGGAGAGCUACUUGAAGCAGCAGCAGCUCUGUGAUGUUAUCCUGAUUGCUGGAGAUCGCAAGAUACCUGCACAUAGACUUGUCCUCAGUUCUGUCUCUGACUACUUUGCUGCCAUGUUUACAAGUGAUGUUUGUGAAGCCAAGCAGGAAGAGAUCAAAAUGGAAGGCAUAGACCCCAAUGCACUGUGGGACCUUGUUCAGUUUGCAUAUACAGGCUGCCUGGAAUUAAAAGAAGACACCAUUGAAAACCUCCUAGCAGCUGCCUGCCUCCUCCAGCUCCCCCAGGUCGUAGAGGUUUGCUGCCAUUUUCUGAUGAAGCUUUUGCACCCAUCCAACUGUCUGGGAAUACGAGCAUUUGCCGAUGCACAAGGGUGCACAGAGCUUAUGAAGGUGGCUCACAACUACACCAUGGAGAAUAUAAUGGAAGUUAUAAGAAAUCAAGAAUUUUUACUUCUACCUGCGGAAGAACUCCAUAAACUGCUUGCCAGUGAUGAUGUUAAUGUUCCUGAUGAAGAGACCAUUUUUCAUGCCUUAAUGAUGUGGGUGAAAUAUGAUAUGCAGAGGCGAUGCAAUGACCUAAGUAUGCUGCUUGCUUAUAUCAGAUUACCACUCCUUCCACCUCAGAUAUUGGCUGACCUGGAAAACCAUGCACUUUUUAAGGAUGACCUAGAAUGCCAGAAGCUUAUUCUUGAAGCCAUGAAAUAUCAUCUUUUACCAGAGAGAAGAACUCUCAUGCAAAGUCCAAGAACUAAACCUAGAAAAUCUACAGUUGGAACACUUUAUGCUGUUGGAGGAAUGGAUAACAACAAAGGAGCUACAACUAUUGAAAAGUAUGAUCUCAGAACAAACAUUUGGAUUCAGGCUGGAGUAAUGAAUGGCAGGAGGCUUCAGUUUGGUGUUGCUGUCAUCGAUGACAAGCUGUUUGUCAUUGGAGGCCGGGAUGGUUUAAAGACAUUAAACACUGUUGAAUGUUACAACCCAAAGACCAAGGCUUGGACUGUGCUACCACCUAUGUCAACACAUAGACAUGGCUUAGGAGUUACAGUGCUUGAAGGGCCUAUUUAUGCAGUGGGAGGACAUGAUGGUUGGAGUUAUUUGAACACAGUUGAGAGGUGGGACCCUCAAAGUCAGCAGUGGACAUUUGUGGCAAGUAUGUCAAUUGCCAGAAGCACUGUUGGAGUAGCAGCAUUAAAUGGCAAGUUAUAUUCAGUUGGAGGUCGGGACGGAAGCUCAUGUUUGAGUUCAAUGGAAUAUUAUGAUCCUCACACAAAUAAAUGGAAUAUGUGUGCUCCUAUGUGUAAGAGAAGAGGAGGUGUAGGAGUGGCUACCUGUGAUGGCUUUCUUUAUGCAGUUGGAGGUCAUGAUGCUCCUGCUUCCAAUCACUGUUCUCGACUGCUGGACUACGUGGAAAGGUAUGACCCAAAAACUGAUACAUGGACAAUGGUGGCUCCACUGAGUAUGCCUCGAGAUGCUGUUGGUGUUUGCCUCCUUGGUGACAAAUUAUAUGCAGUAGGUGGCUAUGAUGGUCAAUCAUACCUGAACACUAUGGAAGCGUAUGACCCUCAAACUAAUGAGUGGACACAGAUGGCUUCCUUAAAUAUUGGAAGAGCUGGUGCCUGUGUUGUAGUCAUCAAACAUGACUUUGUCAGCACUGCUUAGAAUUUUACUGACUGUGAAAUGAUUAUUUUUCUAUGAGACAAAGAGAAUGAUAACUUCACAAGAACAAGGAUUUCCACAGUGAACACACUGUUGAUCACAAACUUGGAGAGGUUUGGAAGUGACAAAGAUUAAGUAUUUAUGGCCUAUAUAAUAAUAAAACUGUUCACAGCCAGUGAACAAGAAAAAAGUCCCCAGAGUAUUGUAGGCAUAAA